AUGGCAGGCGAGGGUGUCACACCGUUCUUGGGACGCGCUGGCGCUCACCAGCGAUCGGGCUGGGUUUUUUCGAGUAUCGAGAAUGCAAAUGGGUCUGGAUCACGGGUGGAGAUACUGGGCUGGUGGGUGUGGGACCACAGCCAGGAUACACUCGAAGGCUGGGGGACGUCGAGCGACACCGGUGGAAGUGCCACCCAGGAGUGGUCGGGCGGUGGACAUUUUUUGGUCACCGGGUUGUUGCACGAGUAUAUGGGCCACGAUGUCUCAAAUAUGAGGGGUUUUGACUCCUACCGGCUCCUGACGCUAUCCCUGGCAGCUCUAAUGACCAGGGUCGGUAGUGCUGUGCCCGCGAGAGCCGACAGCGGGGCCGUGCCGCGGGCGUCACCUCCGCAGCCUCAGGUCUCACACUCCAUCACCGCCGCCGGGACGCCUUCGAUGGCACGCUCGGCGGCGAGUUUGUUGCAGCCCCACAGCAAGCGCGGCGUCGAGCCUGUUCGGUCUGGUCGGUUCGCGGCACUCACUGGGUGCCAGGGAGGCUACAAUAGUGCCAGUGAGGCGGACGCGCGAGUCGGAAGGCCGCGACCGUGA
This is a messenger RNA of Emiliania huxleyi CCMP1516, 588 nucleotides long. RefSeq lists its product as hypothetical. The coding region runs from base 1 to 588 and encodes 195 amino acids. Lineage: Eukaryota; Haptophyta; Isochrysidales; Noelaerhabdaceae. The transcript has 7 exons. The record is from RefSeq and is a predicted model, not a curated record.